This is a messenger RNA of Oncorhynchus tshawytscha (Chinook salmon), 2393 nucleotides long. RefSeq names its product DCN1, defective in cullin neddylation 1, domain containing 4 (S. cerevisiae) (gene dcun1d4). The transcript is spliced from 12 exons. Gene Ontology annotation, biological process: protein neddylation; positive regulation of ubiquitin-protein transferase activity. The record is from RefSeq and is a predicted model, not a curated record. The coding region runs from base 394 to 1113 and encodes 239 amino acids. Gene Ontology annotation, cellular component: ubiquitin ligase complex. NCBI's taxonomy places the organism in Eukaryota, Metazoa, Chordata, Actinopteri, Salmoniformes, Salmonidae. Gene Ontology annotation, molecular function: ubiquitin conjugating enzyme binding; ubiquitin-like protein binding; cullin family protein binding.
UAGGAUAGGCUCCACGUAUUGAUAACCGGGUCUGAUGCAUAUGUCUACUUUUAUAUUUGAAUGGUUCUAUGAACUGUUAAUCGAGUGAUCGAAUAAAUGUGUGUACAGACUAUCUGACUAUUGCCUUUCCCAGUGUUGUUUUGGGGCGCAACAAAGGGAGAAUUCUGUGUACUGUCAUUGCUGGAGGCAUUCACAUUUUGUUGGAAAUUGUUAGGAACGCUUUCUCCGACCGCGCAUCAUCUACAUCAACUGUUCCAAGAGAACGAUUUUCAGCUGCACACCCAUUUGUCUACACUGGCCGGCAUUCACAAAAUCUACCACACCCUGCACAGGCUGAACCUGACGGAGGACGUUGGACAUAACGGUCACUCCACAGCCUGCUGCUCCAGAGCCAUGCCUCCUAGGAAAAAGAGGAGACCCACUGCUGGAGAUGACCUGUCAGCUAAGAAGAGUCGCCAGGACAGGUACUACCAACCUGCUACACCAACUGUUUUUAGAAAACAUGAGGCACCACAAAUCCGAGAGGAGGAGACCUUCUCCAGUAAAAGAUGUCUGGAGUGGUUCUACGAAUACGCAGUCUGUGACGAUGUUGUGGGGCCAGAGGGAAUGGAGAAGUUCUGUGAAGACAUUGGAGUGGAACCCGAAAAUGUGGUGAUGCUGGUUCUGGCCUGGAAGUUAGAUGCCCAGAGUAUGGGCUACUUCACCCUACAGGAGUGGUUGAAAGGCAUGGGCUCCCUGCAGUGUGACUCCACAGAGAGGCUGAGGAACUCCCUGGACUACCUGAGGUCUGUCCUAAACAACACCAGCAACUUUAAGCUCAUUUACAGAUACGCCUUCGACUUUGCUCGGGAAAAGGACCAGAGGAGUUUAGACCUGAACACCGCCAAGUGCAUGUUGGGGCUUCUCCUGGGAAAGACUUGGUCACUGUUUCCUGUGUUCAAUCAGUUUUUAGAGCAAUCCAAGUAUAAGGUCAUCAACAAAGACCAGUGGUGCAACGUUUUAGAGUUCAGCAGGACAAUCAACCUGGAACUCAGUAACUAUGACGAGGAUGGAGCCUGGCCAGUUUUGUUGGAUGAGUUUGUGGAAUGGUACAAAGAAAGAGAGAUGUUAUAGCAUCAGGUAGACUGCAACAAAUGUCAACAAAACAACAUAAUACGACGACGACGGCUAUGAGAAAACAAACUAUACAAAAUGGAGAGGUGCGUGUCAGUGAUGACAGGUGGUGCUUCCAGGUAAUGAUUGCAGGGGGGUGUAAGGUACAAAACUGGGUGUACGCUUCCUUGGCGAGAUUGGGAUGUAGAUUACUUAUGGUCACUAUGGAGACGCCAACUAUCUCCGGGUAAUGUUCCCUACCCAUGUUGCAUUGUGGUUAAGCACAUGGAAGACCCUGUGGUGUUGCAUCCCCUCACUGUGUGCUGUGUGAUAGGAUAACUGUUCUCAUGAGUGGCUGACGUGGGCUAAAUGGUUUUGUGUUAGAGAAAAAUCCACUCUUCAACCCCUCGCUCCCGUGAGGAGGAAUUAAACAAACAAAAUCCCUCCCUUUUGAACAGUCGGUCUUAGUCUUAAAUCAAGGUCAUUUUGACCUGGGCACAUUUGAAUAUUGUAUAUCCGUGCUUUGAACUUGAUCUGUGCUUGUCUCUUCAUAACCUACAGAACCCAUCUUUUCUAUCAGUUUUGUCCUAUAUUUGGGUUGAAUUGUAAUUCUUAAAGAAGUACAUUGUCAGGCUGAGUGUUACAGUAGUUGUUCUUUUAGCCAUGGUCCCUAAAGCUGUUACAGAUGGAUGAUGACACCUCCACAGUUUACUAUAACUAAGUCAUUUGUGCCAGUGAUUUGAGCCCCCAGUGGUUUUCAUCCCCAUGCUCACUAUGAUACCACCAGCCUGUGCUAAACUAUUUUAGCCCCCUGCGAAGGCUUCAGUUGACCUCAUACCACAACUAACCAAUCAGCAGUGCUGCCUAUAAACUCUUAUUACAGUGCAGUGGUCAGUUGUUAGUGGACUGGCCAGCAUUCAUGGUUUACGCGACCAAUCUAUGUUUCUAAGCUGUAGGUUUGUACUUUUUUUUUUUUUUUUCUCAACAUUUUUUAUGGAGUUUGCUUUACUUGCUCAACACACCUGUGCACACGCACACACAGUGGUCAGGGAUUAGAUCAGGAUGAAUUGAGACUUUUGGGAUUAUCAUUCAAGAGGUCUCAAAACCAUGGACAUUGAAGGGUUAGAGUUAGACCAUGGACAUUGACGGGUUAGACCAUGGGCAUUGAAGGGUUAGACCAUGGGCAUUGAAGGGUUAGACCAUGGACAUUGAAGGGUUAGACCAUGGACAUUGAAGGGUUAGAGUUAGACCAUGGACAUUGAAGGGUUAGACCAUGGACAUUGAAGGGUUAGACCAUGGAC